This is a messenger RNA of Ilyonectria robusta, 864 nucleotides long. RefSeq lists its product as uncharacterized. Bases 1 to 864 code for a protein of 287 amino acids. The record is from RefSeq and is a predicted model, not a curated record. The transcript has 7 exons. Lineage: Eukaryota; Fungi; Ascomycota; Sordariomycetes; Hypocreales; Nectriaceae.
AUGAUUGACAGCGAUUCCAAGUAUUUUUGUUUGAGUGGUGAUAUCCCUGUCGGCCAGAGACGGGUUGUUUCGGUAACUAUGGACGAGGAGCAAGACGAUGAGAGUGCAAUUGAACAUUUCAGCCGCUAUAGCAGCCUAUUAUCUCACGCUACAGGACCUAUCCCUGACGUGGACCUUGUCGCGUACCCUCCAUGCCUGGCAGGAUCUGCUAAAAAGGCCGUAUUUAAAUACUACUUCUUGUGGCAGUAUGCACAAAUGUCCUGGAAGGAGAUGAACCUGUGGAUGCGUCUGCCCCACCACCCAAAUAUCGUUCUGUUUGACCGGAUUUUCGUUGACGAGCUCGAGGGUCGCGUGGAGAACAUGUCGCGCGUUUUCAGACUGGAGUGGCUACAGCAGCUCAUAAAUGUUGUAGACAACUUGAACAUCCGAUACGGUAUCGCGCACCAAGACAUCGCCCCGCGAAACCUCCUGGUUGGCGAGUCAACAGACUCUGUCAUGCUCUUUGACUUGAGCUUUGCGGCUUCCAUCAAUUAUCCUUCACCUGGGGAGGAGAAUGGUUUCCGGAGUUUGCCUCACGAAGAGCAGAACCUCGAUGACCUUGGCCUGGAGUGGGCGAAGCAUCCAGGGGUGAAGCUAGACCAUCCAAUGGCAUCAUAUCUGCUCAUCUUACAAGAAUGGCGGGAGCGAAGGGCCGGAGACCUCUAUGCCCGGUAUGAGAGGCGGCAGGAUGUGCGGGAUAGGGGCGACAAGGCCUUAAACUGGGAACGGCCGCCGCAGAGACUUUUAGACAAUGGGACUUGGGUGCUUUCUAGCGGUAAAGUAAUCCACUGUCCGAAAUUGACUGCUGUUGCGGAAUUGAUUUAA